Molecule: messenger RNA, 633 nt
Organism: Cervus elaphus (red deer)
Lineage: Eukaryota; Metazoa; Chordata; Mammalia; Artiodactyla; Cervidae
Product: cystatin-B-like
Exons: 2
Coding region: 129-425 (98 amino acids)
Cellular component (GO): cytosol
Molecular function (GO): cysteine-type endopeptidase inhibitor activity
Source: RefSeq, a predicted model, not a curated record
GGGAUGCCACCUUCCCAAGAUGUUGAGAUAGCCCCGAAGGACUCCGCUCGACCACUCCCGCGAGUGUCCGCUGCUCCCGCGUGACCCCCGCCCUGUGUCCGCACGCUCCCGCCCCGCCGGCCGCCAAGAUGAUGUGCGGAGCGCCUUCAGCCACGCAGCCCGCCACGGCCGAGACCCAGGCUAUCGCCGACAAGGUGAAGUCCCAGCUGGAGGAGAAGGAGAACAAGAAGUUGACAGUGUUCAAGGCUCUGGAGUUCAAAAGCCAGUUGGUUGCUGGGAAGAACUACUUCAUCAAGGUUCAUGUGGACGAGGAUGACUUCGUGCGCAUUCGAGGGUUUGAAAGCCUCCCGCAUGAGAACAAUCCCGUGGCCUUGACCAGCUACCAGAUCAACAAAGGCAGGCACGACGAGCUGACGUACUUCUAGGCCCGAUUUUGCAGAGUCUGUUGCCCACAUGGGUCUCUCCUCUGCAGACCUGUCUGGGACCAGACGCGGUGCCCCUUGGGGUGGGGUGGUGUCUCUGUUCCCUGCUUUCAUUGGGUUCGUUUUUUCUCCCAAUCCAUGAUUUUAGCUAAAUUUCUAUCGAGGAGGGCUUGUGUUAUCUUUAAAUAAAUAUGUGUUUUCUGUUUUCACA